Drosophila elegans is the source of this 1175-nucleotide messenger RNA. It is a transcript of the gene Ppt1, whose product is annotated as palmitoyl-protein thioesterase 1. The record is from RefSeq and is a predicted model, not a curated record. NCBI's taxonomy places the organism in Eukaryota, Metazoa, Arthropoda, Insecta, Diptera, Drosophilidae. Gene Ontology annotation, molecular function: palmitoyl-(protein) hydrolase activity. Bases 55 to 981 code for a protein of 308 amino acids. The transcript is spliced from 4 exons. Gene Ontology annotation, cellular component: lysosome. Gene Ontology annotation, biological process: protein depalmitoylation; receptor-mediated endocytosis.
AAACUAAUUAAUGAUUGUUGUGUUGUCUUGCGGUCCAUAUACAUACGUAGUGCAAUGUGCCUGUGCCGGACCUUAAUACUACUGCUCCUGAUCGUACUGCUGAUCCUUGGCUACGUGUGGUGGAAGCCGACGGCCGGCGGCACCAAUCCGGAUGUCCUGCCCACGGUCCUGUGGCACGGCAUGGGCGACUCCUGCUGUGUGCCCAUCAGCCUGGGCGCCAUCAUGAAGCUGAUCGUGGAGGAGACCAAGGGCGGCUACGUCCGCUCCAUGGAGAUCGGCGGCAAUCCGGUGAUGGACUGGCAGAGCGGCUUCUUCAUCCAUCCCAACGAGCAGGUGGAGUACGUCUGCCGGCAGCUGCUGCUGGACGAGCGCCUGGCCAAGGGCUACAACGCCAUCGGGUUCUCGCAAGGUGGCCAGUUCCUGCGCGCGGUGGCCCAGCGCUGUCCCACUCCGCCGAUGAGGACCCUCGUCACCCUGGGCGGACAGCACCAGGGCGUCUUCGGGUUGCCCAUGUGCCUGACCCUCUCCAACAGCGCCUGCGACUACAUCAGCCGCCUCCUCAACUCGGUGGCCUACUCAGAAAUGACCCAACAUAAUUUGGUGCAGGCCACCUACUGGCACGAUCCGAUAAUGGAGAACCAUUAUCGUCUGGGCAGCACAUUUCUGGCGGACAUCAACAAUGAGCUAUACCUCAACGAGUUCUACAUAGAGAAUCUCCAUAAGCUGAAGAAAUUUGUGAUGGUUAAGUUCCUGAACGACACCAUUGUCCAGCCAAAAGAGUCGCAGUGGUUUCAAUUCUACACCAGCGGACAGGACAAAGUCAUUCAGCCCUUAAACGAGAGUAAAGUCUAUCAAAAUUUGCGCUUGAUGAAGAUGGAAAAGGAGGGAAAACUGGUUUUCCUUGGCGUUGAAGGUGAUCACUUGGCCAUUUCCAAGGCUUGGUUUAUCAAAAACAUAGUGCCUCUGCUACUCGAAAAAUAAGAUAAGAUGGGUCUCAAAUUAAAAAAAAAAAAAAAAACAUGUGAUAUUCUAUUUGACAAAGGAGAGAUUAUUACCUUCGAUAAAGGCCAUUGUUCCAGACUGAAACUCGCAAUGAGCCCAUGUUUUGAUACAAUACAUUUACUUUUAUACAUGUUUAAUUAGAUAUUUAAUAAAUUCAAUUGGGACAUACAAAA